GUGUCCGCGAGGAGGGUAGAGCUGUUCCACUCCGUGCUCGCGCGCAGGCAGGAGCAGCGCUCAGAUGUUUUCAUUCUGAACUUAAAAGGUCGCGAGAGCAGGACGUUGACGAGCCGGACUCGAGGAAGAAAAGUCUAGCCGUUUACUUUGUGUGUCCAUUUAUUUCCUCGUAUUUCCUACCGGCGUAAUGUCAGUUUGUCGGGCCGGUUUGGUGCUCCUGUGCGCGGUGUUGGCGGUGACUCGCGCCCGCAAGAGUUCACCGGAGCAUGAGGAUGUCCAGGAGAAAAUCAACAGCGCGAGAUGCACGUCCAGGUGCCUCACUCUGCACAUGACUCAACUAACCGCUUCCUUCAGGCACCUCCAGAGUGACCAAGUACUGGUUUGGUGUGAAAGCCACAGACGCUGUGCGCAGUGUCUUCAGCCAUGCAAAGAACUGUGGGAAACCAGGAAGGUGCUCUCUCCAAAGUCCUGUGAGAAGCAGACAGAGUGUGUGACGAGCAGGGAGUUCCUGACCUCUCUGAGGUCGUCUCGUCAGGGUGACUGCCCUCCGCCUCAGCGAGCCACCGGAUUUGCUGCAGCCUGCGUAGAGAGCUGCUCGUCAGACCAGCAUUGUCCCUCCCCCAGGAAAUGCUGCUUUAAUAGCUGUGGACACACUUGCCAAGCCCCAGCCAAUCUAUAUAAAGGUGUUCCUCUGAAGCCUCGCAGAGAGAUGAGCUUUGUGGAGGAUUCGGAGGGUCAUGUGAAGGUGGUGUGGGUGUCAAAGUUCAAUGUCAGCGUGGAGCCGAUCGUUUACAUGCUCCAGUCCCGCUGGAAUGUUGGGAUUCAUCCCAGUGAAGACCAUGCCUCUCCAUGGAUUACUGUUGCCACGACCCUUUCUGAAGAUGUGGUUCUGUCAGAUUUGAGACCUCAGCGCUGGUACCAGUUCAGAGUAGCAGCCAUCAACAGCCAUGGCAGCAGAGGCUUCACGACACCCAGCAAACACUACAUCUCCAGUAAAGAUCCCUCACCUCCAGAACCUCCAAUAAAUAUCAGAGUGAGCAACCAGACUCUAGACUGGACGGGUUCACAACCAGGAACCCAGUUCACUGAAAGGUUGAGGGGAAGUGGGGUCACAGUGGCGGUCUUAUUAAGCUGGGAACCCCCCAGAGAGGGAGACCUGCCAGUCCACAACUACAGAGUUACCUGGAUGUCUCGACAUGCACACACAGCGCACAAACACACACACACACUGCAUGCACACACACGUACAGUGAACAGUAACAUGCACACACGUCCUACACACUCACGCACACCAGAACAGGGUAAAAAGGAGAGCAACAGCAGAGUGACUCAGGGGGCACAGUGUGAGUUGUGGCUGCAGGGUCUGCUGCCUGCUACAUCCUACUUCCUGUCUGUCCAGACGGUGGCCUACUGGGGUCAGAAGAGGCUGAAAAGUCCCAGAGCCCAAAUUGUCUUCACCACAAUAACUCAUGCAGGCGAAGACUUUUCCAAUGAGCUCCCUUCUUCCUCAUCUCUUCCCUCCUCUCCUUCCCUCUCAUCGUCCUCCCCUUCUUCCUCUGACCUCCCCCUCUCCUCCUCUCUGCCUCACCCUGAAUCCCCCCUUAACCCUGUCAACCCUGGCAGCCUACGCCUGGAGGUCGCUGCCCCUCAUUACCAUGACAACCAGCUGCAGGUCAAGGUGUUCUGGAAGUGGCCUCCCCAUGGCAGACAGAGACACCCUGGUCCAUACAUUUUGCGGUGGCAUCCACAUACCUGCAGUACUAAUGUUACAAGCACAGAGAGAACAACAACUGUGCAGGGCACCCAUCACACCAUAACAGGCCUGCUGUUCGCCUGUAAGUACUGGGUCGCCGUAGCAAUGAAGGCUGACCCGGGGUCAGAGGCUGUUGCCUGGGUUACAACCCCGACUUGCUCCUCCAUCAGGGUCAGAGGAGGCAAAGCUUUGCCCUGCAACACUGAGGAGCGCCUCCUGUCAGGCAGAAAGGUGGUACUUCGUCCAGAACGACUGACUGCAGACUUUCAGCAAGUCAAUGGCACCCUACUCACUACGCUUCGCUGGAGGAUGUCCCAGCAUGCACUGGACCCAGCAGCUGUGGAGGGGUUCCAGUUCACUUGGACGUUACAAUCAGGGGUUACCACGGCAACAGAAGGGCAGGAAGACACACUUAUCUCCCAGACGCAGACAAUCGCACCGUCUCAGCGGUCGGUGUCAGUUCGUGGUCUUCAGGCUGACAGUGUUUACCAGCUGCAGCUCCAGGUGCUAACAGCAGGGGGCACCAAUGGUGCUGCAGUCUCCAAGACCAUACAUACUCCAGCUAUCAAUGUGGCACUUUGAUAGGCCCAAACCCCAUGGCUGUCACCGUCCGCUGCACCACAGUCAUCUUUACCAACAUCCACUUCUCCACUCUCUUCCACAGUGCAACAUGGUUUCAUUGCAGUUCAAGUGCAGAAAACAUGACCAAAGCUGUAAAAUAAAGAAAGUCUCACUCUCUCACAUGAACAGUAUUUCCUACUCUGACUGUGUUGUUUCUUUUUUACUUUAAUCACUUUUCAAACAUCAGGAAGGUUGUGAGCUCACUCUAAUGGAAAAAAGCAUUAAUCAUUCAUUUAAUCAAUCAUUAAUUUGUCAGCUGAGCCAAAGGUUAGGGCCUAAGUCAAUAUUGUUUUGGAAAAAUUGUAAAAAAAAAACAAAAAACAAGGUGUCAGUUUAAAAGUACAAGGUGUCAGUUUAAAAGCACUAAGUACGUGCAGCGUAUCCUUAAACCAUAUUUUUUCAAUUUUUUAAUUAAAACUGCAGCAUUUUCCAAAUGAUUCCUGUUCGCAUUAGUGCCACAGUGCCGCAGCAUUGCAAGACAUGUAUGUGAAAAGUGAGACUCCUUGCACAGCUGUAUCUGUAAAUGUUUGGUGUCUAAUCGCCUGACAUCACUGGAGUCAAAUGACACUUGUAAAGAGACUUUAUUAUACCUGUUGUUUUUGAUCAUGCAAGUAGAGAAUAAUAUAGCACUGACCUUAUGUACAAAUACAAAUGUAUAGCAACAGAAUGACUGUGUGUCAUGCAUUGUAAAUUUCAAUGCAUAAUCUGCUGCAUUAUCGUUGGGGUCUGAGUUGGUAUGCUGAAGCCUUGAAGUAAGCUCAAAUAUAUUUUAAUAUUUUGUUCAUGUGUUUAAAAAAGCUAAUUCUUCACUCAAAUCUGUCUGAAGUUGCUUGUUUGAUACAUUUUGUGCAGCAUUCAUUUGCAUUAUGGUGCACCAAUUUCACUAAACAAUAAUAUGUGACAUUCUUACACAGUUAAUAUAGCUAUAGCCUACCUGUGGUAGAUUUCUUUGUCGUACAAAAGUCAUGGCAUUACUUUGAAAAGGUUGGAAACUACUGGUGUCAAGAAGCCAGUAGUUAUCAUGUUAAUAUUCUCCCCAUGUAACCUUUUUUGACAUUUUACUGUUGAUAAUUGUAUACUUAAUUCCAUUACUUUUUGACUGUUAGUUUUAUUUAUUAUUUUCCUGUCUUAGUUUUUUGUAAUUAAAGAUUAUCAAGAUACA
Molecule: messenger RNA, 3536 nt
Organism: Siniperca chuatsi (mandarin fish)
Lineage: Eukaryota; Metazoa; Chordata; Actinopteri; Centrarchiformes; Sinipercidae
Gene: anos1b
Product: anosmin 1b
Exons: 15
Coding region: 188-2335 (715 amino acids)
Biological process (GO): neuron differentiation
Cellular component (GO): extracellular region; cell surface
Molecular function (GO): peptidase inhibitor activity; protein binding
Source: RefSeq, a predicted model, not a curated record